AGGCGCCGGAAUUGAGAGGCAGAAAGAAGGCGGGGCGUUUGUGGAUUAUCAGAAAGGAGGCGGGGCUUCCUGAGACGCCGGACACGUUGACAGGCAGAAAAAAGGGGGCGUGGUGAUUGUGGAUUAUCAACAAGGAGGCGGGGUCUUUUGAGGCACCGGACACGUUGACAGGCAGCAAAAGGGGGCGGGGAUUGUGAGGUGUGACGGCAUGCAGUGACGACACUUCCGGGGUUGUGAGGAGGUGUCCUCCGUCGCAGCUGUGCCUGCUGCCGCAGUCGGACUCGGGCGCUGCUCGAGGGAGGAGGCGGAAGAGAAGAAGGCAGGGGCUGGAGGAGAGGCGGAAGGCGAUAGGGACAAGCCCCGGCUUCUCCCCUUGAUAUUUGUAUUAGUCAAGAGACAUGGAGGCGGGGGAGGGCGCUUUUUGAUAGGAGAGACUCUAUAUCUAUACAGACACACAUAUAUAUUUAUAUAGAGAUAUUAUUCUUAUUGCCAAGCGAGGACCGUCCUGAAGGGUAUUAAGAAAAAGGCUGGACGUCUGGAGAGGUGGCAGCCGGGGCUAUAGGCAAUAGAUGCGGGGGAUGGUUUUGUAUUGGAGGAAGGAGAAUAAAAGCCUCAGGAAGACACUUCUUCCACCCACAAGAACUGAUCGUGUUUUCUUCCCAUCAUCCGGAUCUUUACCGGUUUAAGUUUUCCAGCGGCUGCUUCAGGGGGACGAAAGGGCUGCCAAGCGGGUCUCUUCCUCCUCCUCCUCCUCUUCUUCCAUCGGUCCUUCUGGCCAUUCCGGCCGCCGGGGGAGGUGGACCUUGGCUGCUGCUGCUGCCCUGAUUGCUCCUCCUCGGAGCUGACUUCAAGCCGGAGUGAGACGGGGCUCCUUCUUCACCAGCCUAAGGCUUCCGGCGUCGAGGGACCGCUUGGCUUCGGACUCCGGCGGCGGAGCAGCUCAAUGUGGCGCCUGCUGUUCUCGCCUCCGUCUCCUCCUUCGCCGCCUUGCGCUGCUCCUCUUCGCGGCUGAACCGGCCCCCUCCGCUUCCCUAUGGAGUCUCCCCCCAACAACAGCCACUUGCUCCUGGGCUCCGGCUUCGGCGGCCUCCAGAGCCCCGACCAAGGCGCCUCGUCCUCGGCCUCUUCGCCGCCGCCGCCUCCGCUGCCCGGCUUCGGCACCCCUUGGUCGGUGCAGACCUCCUCUCCUCCGCCGUCUCAGCAACAACCGCAGCCCCCUCCCUCGGCCCCCAGCGCCGCCAUGGCCCCGCCGACCAGCCCCGACUCCUCCGACGGAGGAAGCAGCAGCAGCAGCAGCUUCUACGCCACCAGCGGCGGCGGCGGCGCGGGGAUCCCGUCCUCCAUCAACCCGGCUUUCUUCCAGAGCUUCUCUCCGGUGUCGUCCCACGCCGCCGCCUCCGUAGGGCCUUUCAGCAGCCCUUUCUCCAACGCGGCCCCUCCGCCUCCUCCGCCGCCGCCGCCUCAGAUCAAUUUACCUCAACAUCAGCAGCAGCAGAACCGGCGCUCCCCGGUCAGCCCUCAGCUCCAGCCCCACCAACAUCACCACCAUCAGCAGCAACAACACCAGGCCGCGGCGGCGGCUGCUGCUGCUGCGGCCGCUUUCCUCCAGCAGAGGAACUCCUACAACCACCACCAGCCUCUUCUGAAACCAUCACCCUGGAGCAACCAUCAGAGUAGUGGAUGGAGCACAGGAAAUAUGUCUUGGGGAAGCAUGCAUGGCAGAGACCAUCGUAGAACUGGAAACAUGGGAAUGCCAGGAACGAUGAACCAGAUCUCUCCCUUAAAGAAGCCGUUUUCCGGUAACGUCAUAGCUCCCCCUAAAUUUACUCGUUCUACUCCAUCACUGACUCCAAAAACUUGGAUUGAAGAUAACGUUUUCCGAACAGACAACAACAGUAACACACUCUUACCCUUACAGGUAAGAAUGGAUCGAAACAGAAUGUAUGACAGUCUGAAUAUGCAUUCACUGGAAAAUUCCCUUAUUGAUAUAAUGAGAGCUGAACACGAUCCUCUUAAAGGGCGUUUGAAUUACCCACAUCCAGGAACUGACAAUCUUCUAAUGUUGAAUGCAAGGAGUUAUGGGCGAAGACGAGGUCGUUCUUCCCUCUUUCCAAUAGAUGAUGGCUUGUUGGAUGAUGGUCAUAGUGAUCAAGUGGGUGUGAUAAAUUCACCUACUUGUUAUUCUGCUCAUCAGAAUGGAGAGCGGAUAGAACGUUUCUCUCGGAAGGUGUUUGUUGGUGGUCUUCCUCCAGACAUUGAUGAAGAUGAAAUUACUGCUAGCUUCAGACGAUUUGGACCUCUGGUGGUUGACUGGCCUCACAAGGCAGAAAGCAAAUCAUAUUUUCCACCUAAAGGUUAUGCAUUCCUCUUAUUCCAAGAAGAGAGCUCUGUUCAAGCCCUGAUUGAUGCUUGCAUUGAAGAAGAUGGAAAGCUUUAUCUGUGUGUUUCCAGCCCCACUAUCAAGGAUAAGCCAGUUCAGAUCCGUCCUUGGAACCUAAGUGAUAGUGACUUUGUGAUGGAUGGUUCACAACCUCUUGAUCCUCGAAAAACCAUUUUUGUUGGUGGUGUCCCCAGACCACUGCGAGCUGUGGAAUUGGCCAUGAUAAUGGACCGUCUCUAUGGUGGAGUUUGUUAUGCAGGAAUUGAUACAGAUCCUGAACUAAAAUACCCGAAAGGUGCUGGGCGAGUUGCUUUUUCCAAUCAGCAGAGCUACAUCGCUGCCAUUAGUGCUCGUUUUGUUCAGCUUCAACAUGGUGAUAUUGAUAAACGAGUGGAGGUAAAGCCAUAUGUGUUGGAUGACCAGAUGUGUGAUGAAUGCCAGGGGGCACGAUGUGGUGGAAAAUUCGCUCCCUUUUUUUGUGCCAAUGUCACUUGCCUGCAGUAUUACUGUGAGUUUUGCUGGGCAAAUAUCCACUCUCGGGCAGGACGUGAAUUCCAUAAGCCAUUGGUUAAGGAAGGGGCUGAUCGCCCACGUCAGAUCCACUUCCGCUGGAACUGAGCCUGGCUCUCCAGCAUCUCCUUAAGGAAUGAAGGGUGCAUGUGGCUUACUGUAUUUGAAGAAAUUGACAUGCAGAAGAAAUAAGUGCAUUCUUCUGCUUCUCACCCCAACUCUCAAUACAUGCAUCUUUUUCAGCAGUCAAAACACUACAAAGCCUCUUGUUUUUCACCAAAACCCUACAUCUCAGGCUUACUAAUUUUUGUGAUAUUUUCAUGUUAAAAUAAAAAAAAAUGUUUUUUUGUAUUUCUCCAACUUAUUUUUAUAUGUAAAAUUGAAACUAGAUAAGAGAAUGUUUUUUGCAUAGGGGCACAUUGUCUGCUGCUAUAUUUAGAGGGUGAAGCGUGCACUUAUUUCUAAACAUGGGUUUUUAACUUCAAGAUCUGCCCCAGUAAUUUACCAAAGGUAGCAAAAAUAGUGAAGAUGGGAUAUGUCUGCUACAAAAAAAAAAAAAGCUUAUUUUUUAUUGUUGUUGCUAUUUUCAGUGUAUACAUCACUUAAAAAUAAGGUUGAUUUUUUUGCUCUCCAUUUUGACUUGCAAGAAAUAAUACCUCAAGAUAAUCUGAUUUAUUAGCUAUUUUUAAACAUUUAUAAUCACAAGCUGAAUUAGCUUUGCUGCUAUAUAGGUGUUGUGUGUAAUGCCACCUAUUAAUACGGGAUUGAAACGUUUUAAGAUACACUGCAUUACAGAUUAAAAUGCAGGCAGCACAAUAUGGCGUAAACUGCCAUAGUUUUAGAAUGUGAAAAAUUGCAUGUUUACUUAUCUGUGUACACCAUAUGCAUGCACUAGAUCUAACAAGAAAUGCGUUUAUUACAGGUGUUUUUAAGGCUCUCAAAGCUAGGUAGCAUGAGCAGAUUGCAAAAAUUUGUAACAAAAGACUUGCAUGCGUUAUUGUGACUCAAGUUUAUUUCCCCGAAAAGUGUUCUACAUGUGUACAAUAUGCAAAUUAGUUUUAGAUUAGAACGUGCAGCCAUUUUGUGACCUGGUUGGUAGUGGAAUUCGAUUUUCGCAGACUGGAUGUAAUAUUGUAAACCCUGUGCAACUUUGUGGUGUGUGGUUCUAAUUAGUGUGAAGUGGUGUAGAAUAGAUACAAGUUUGAGGGGGGGGGAUUAGUUUUUUUAAUAAAAAUUAUUUAUUUCAUCCCCUUUAAUUAAAGUUAAAACUCCCUCUACAAACCAAAGAUGGCCAGCCCACUGCUAACCAGUCACCAAAUGGGAAACUACUGAGAAAUGAGCAUGAAAAUGUGCUCGUGCAAAAAAAAACAACAACAACAACUAAAUCUAAAUAAAGUCAAAAUGGAGAUGGUGUAAUAUACAGACCGCUAGUUGCAAAAGUUGUAUGUUACCUUUAAGACAACAGUGAAUCUGGCUUAAACUAUGUGCUUGUUUGACCUUCGGCAUGUUGGAGUCUUCUGUCAAGCUGGGUCACUGUUGCAUGAAAUGUAGUUAAUUGUCUGACAGCCAAGCAUAGUGUUUUAAUUUUGAUGAAGGAGUUCUACGUAAUGACAUUACUUGCAAGAUAUUGGAGUGAAAAGUGAUGUUAAUGCAAGAAAUCCAUUAGCAGUGUUUUAGUCCAUCCCAGAACAUUUUAAUAGGCCCUUACCCUUCAAUAGAAAGAGCUACCCUAUAGUUUUCUGUUUCAGCAAGCAAAAGCAGAACUGAAAGUCUUACUCCAAGAGAGAAAUUUAAAAGGGUUAUGCUCUUGGCAAUCCCUUGAGGACAAUCCUUCAUGUAAGCAAAGUGUUGCUCUUAUACUGGUUGUCUGCAAUGUGCUUUUUGUACUGUUCAAGAUGUGGUUCUCGUCUAAUUCUGCUGUUAUGUUGUGGCUGUGGCUCAAGUUUUUAAAGUUUUAAAGUUGAUGCUGUUUUAAGAAGAGCUUUUUAACUGAUUUAUUUGUCAGUGUACCCUAUUUGUUACUUAACCAUGAUCCUCCAGAUUUUUUGGAGUAUUCUUUUCUAACCUUAAACCCUGCCAAACCUUGAUCCAUUUUUGACAUUUGUUAUGCACUAUUUUUAUAUCUCUGUGAGAGAUUUUUUUUUCCAACUAGUCAGCUAUUUUAAGGCACACUUUUUUUGACUGAUGACAUCUCCUUUGCUAUACCUCAAUUUUUGGAAUUUAGAAAAAGAAAACAAAAUCAAUAGUUUUGCAAUGUUAAUUAGUUAGACAUAAUUUAAUUUUGCAGAUAUCUUUUUAACUUUAUUUUCAUAUUUCUUGCUUGAAGUUUAAAAGCGCCUUUACCUGUUUUAAAUAAUGAAAAUGAAUAUGGAGGAAAAGUACACAAUUGAAAUAAUUGGAGAUGUUGAAAAACCUUCCCCGCCCCCCCAUAAAGAUUUAAGAGAACACAAGAAUUACCCCUCUUUGGGGUAAACUAAUUUAAAUAUCAGGCUGUGCUUGUCACUUCGUUUCUGGAGCCGUCGAUAAUCUACAUUGCCUCUUUUCCUUUAAUCCACAUCUCCUCUUUUUCCUUACUUUUAAAUUCCAUGUUUGGGGGGCUCAAUCCAUCUCUAAGGUCUCCUGCAUCUGCACCUUUUGAAAUGAAUGGCUCUCCAUGCAAGAACGGUUGCGUUCUUAGCUCCUGUUCAUUUCUCUGGAGGCCAGCACAUGCCGCUUUCAUGUGCAGCUCCUGUUUAUUUCUGUAUGGAAUGAUGCUAGGGUCCUCCCUCGUGGAUUGUGCCCUUAUCCUCUUAACUGCUCAACACUGUAUUGGCUUUUGUUUUUAUAAAUCAUAUUUAUUUUACUAUUUUUGUAGAAGAUUAUUAAUUUUAUUGUAUUUUUGUAUUUUUAAAGCUUCUUUAAUUUUGUUACCCCAAAUGUGCAUAUUGCUGUCCAAACGUAUGACUGUGGAGGGGGAAAAAAAAUACUUUAAAAGUCCACAUUUUUGUUAAGAAGGAAACAUUUAGCAUUUAUAUAUUUGUGUAUGGAAAACACUUGAUAUAUUAUUCCCUGUUGCAUCUGGCUGCACAGAGCCUCUCCUCAAAGAUGCUACAAAACUUGAAUAUAACACAUUUUGGAAGGCUGACUAACCUCGAUUCUGUGUUGUGACGUGCAAUACUGUUUCUAAUGUUUGUAUAAAAAAAAAAAAAGAAUAACAGUGUAAACCUUUUUAAUGCAAAUUUUAUUUUUUUCAUUGCAUCUUUUGCAAAUUUUAUCCACAGUGUCAUUUUUUACUGUCAGAAAAAAGAAAAACCCCUUUUGUCAUUGCAAAUAUUUUUUAAAAUCCAGAAAUCUUUGUACUGAUGUAAAUGAUCGUAGUUAUUUUGGAUAGUGUUUUGCUAACAAAAGGAGAGACUUUUUUCAUGCAUAUUUCUAUUUUGUUGUCAUGUUGGGUUUUGUUUAUUUGAUUUCAAAUAGUAAAAAAAAAAAUACUUGGAAUAAUUUUUCAUAUUUCUUGUCAUUAAUAUUAUUUUGUAUUUUUAUGUGAAAAUAUAUAAUUUUAUGACGCUAAUUGCUAAAAGUUUAUUUUAUGUUGAAUUAUUUUUGGAGCUGAAAUCUUUGUAAUAUUAAAGCAACUAGUUUCUAAAUUCCGAGUUUCUGUAAAGAAUCGCACAAGUGGUUUAUGGAGUGUUUGGAUUGUAAUUAUAAAUGGUUCUUUGAUAUGCAAAUUAAUAUUUUCAGUUAAUUUUAUUUUGUAUUCCUAAUGGGGUGUUAAACAAUUUUUAUUUUCUAAAUUAAAAGAAAACCCAUGCUUUUUAUAGACACAAAGAGAGCAACACACCAAAGCACCACUGCUAAGCUACUCACAUUGAUUUCAGGGGAGCUAAGAAGAGCACCACUGAAAUAAGGAGGUGAUUUCUGGCAGUAGUGCCUGGUGGAUUGCUCCCUGAGUUAAUCGCCUUCAGCUUAAACUCUUCUGUUAAAAGCUUUUAGUUUAUUUUACUGUUAUCUUCCAGGUGUCUAAAUCUCCAGUCUGUCUGUUGUACUGGUAAUUUAACUCUGUAAUGGAAUAGUUUGCUGCCAACUAUUUAUAUAAGUAAUUUUUAAAUAUUUGUAAUAUUGUUGACUGACUAAUAAACUAUUAAGUUAUUGGCA
Molecule: messenger RNA, 7024 nt
Organism: Sceloporus undulatus (fence lizard)
Lineage: Eukaryota; Metazoa; Chordata; Lepidosauria; Squamata; Phrynosomatidae
Gene: CPEB2
Product: cytoplasmic polyadenylation element binding protein 2
Exons: 11
Coding region: 1034-2998 (654 amino acids)
Biological process (GO): negative regulation of cytoplasmic translation
Cellular component (GO): neuron projection; cytoplasm; nucleus
Molecular function (GO): mRNA 3'-UTR binding; translation factor activity, RNA binding; mRNA regulatory element binding translation repressor activity
Source: RefSeq, a predicted model, not a curated record